AUGUUUGCCGUCGAGCGCACCAAGGCAGUUUGGGAAUUGCCAACGGUCUCCAAAUCCUGCUGCCGUGUCAGACCACUGUUGUCUGUUGGGUCUAGGCAUAUACAAUGGCUGAAGCCUCUUCCAAAUGGUAUCGCAUGUUUCUCUUACUAUGGAAUUACUGAAGCAAAAACAAAGUGGAAGAAUAUCCGGGAUGCCUUCGUGAAAUAUCGACAGAAAUCUAAGACCAAAAGUGGACAAAGGGCCAAAGAAGUGAAGCCGUAUAAAUAUGCCCAUCUACUCGAAUUUAUAAUUCCAACUCUAGGAGAACGCCAAACAAGCGGUAACCUGAGCGAUAGCGAGGCGGAGAGAGAAAGCACUGCUGAUGUUGAAGCACAAGAGGGAAAUACUCAGCAACCUUUGUCUGAAGAUGACAGUGAUGACGUCAGUAUAAUUCAACCUGUGAAACCAGCGCCUUCUUCCAAAGUUGCAGACAUACCAUCUACUAGUACUAGCUUGAUCCCGGCCUCAACUCCAAGACCUCCACCUAAAAAGAGGCGAUGCUUUAAGGCGCAAGCUGCAGAUGAAGUGGAGGUUGCCAUUGUUGACUACCUCAAAGCAAAGAAAGAACCAACCCCUAAAAGAGCAGAAGAAACCGACGACUAUGUAACCCUAUUUCUCAAUUCCAUGGCAAACAGCAUCAGAAAGCUCCCCGCAAAAGCACAGGCAGAAGUUCGAUUUUCCAUCCACAAAGUUGUCCAUGAUGCUGAAAUGGAGCAUCUUUAUUCUCGACCAGCAGAACAACUCAGACCAACACAGGAGUACUGCUACACACAACCAAGUACUAGCGUCUAUAGUCAACCUUAUGGGAUGGCAGCGGAAAGGCUUCCAUACAACCCUAUGCCUCGGAGUGAAACACCAGCCUCCCUCUCAAGUAACACAUUUGAGUCUGAUGCAUCAUACUCAGGCACUUUCACACAACUAAUGUAGAGGAACGACUGUUUGCGUGAAGUACUGUUGACUGUUCAUUUAAAAGCACCCAGAAAGCCUAUGUUCGCGAUUUAAUUUUUGUUGUUUCGAAUUUACUUUUAUCAAUAUUUCUUGUCUCGAUCAGUGUACGACCAGGAGGGUCGGUGACAAUAAUCCGUGCAACGAAGAUGCCCUUGUACCCUUGAUAUAGGUUGUUUAUAGGUUUUAUGGAAAGUGUUAUUUUGGCCGUAUGUUGCACUGUAAUUUCAUACAUCACAGAGAAGUGUGAUGUGAUGUGAUGCGUUCACUC
This is a messenger RNA of Lineus longissimus, 1255 nucleotides long. RefSeq lists its product as uncharacterized. Bases 1 to 966 code for a protein of 321 amino acids. Gene Ontology annotation, molecular function: DNA binding. The transcript is spliced from 3 exons. The record is from RefSeq and is a predicted model, not a curated record. NCBI's taxonomy places the organism in Eukaryota, Metazoa, Nemertea, Pilidiophora, Heteronemertea, Lineidae.